Dama dama (fallow deer) is the source of this 771-nucleotide messenger RNA. RefSeq names its product fibroblast growth factor binding protein 3 (gene FGFBP3). The transcript has a single exon. Bases 1 to 771 code for a protein of 256 amino acids. Gene Ontology annotation, molecular function: growth factor binding. Lineage: Eukaryota; Metazoa; Chordata; Mammalia; Artiodactyla; Cervidae. The record is from RefSeq and is a predicted model, not a curated record. Gene Ontology annotation, biological process: cell-cell signaling.
AUGAGUCCUCUGAGGUGGCGAGCGUCCCUCUCGCUUCUGCUGCUGCUGGGCGGCUGCCUCCUCGCGGCCGCCGGGAGAAAGCAGGGGGCGGCCGGCGUCGCGGCCGAACCGGCUUCGGGCUCCGCAGGCGGCUCCUCCGGCCGCUUUGUCAGCCCCGAGCGGCACACGUGCAGCUGGCAGCUCCUGCCGCCCGCCCCAGGGCCCGAAGCCGGCAGCGAGCUGGCGCUGCGCUGCCAAGGCCCGGACGGGGCGCGCCACCAGUGCGCCUACCGCGGAGAGCCGGGGCGCUGCGCCGUCUACGCCGCCCGCCGAUCGCACUACUGGAAGCAGGUGCUGGGCGGGCUGCGCAGGAAGCGGCGGCCCUGCCACGACCCCGCGCCGCUCAAGGCCCGCCUGUGCGCCGGCAAGAAGGGCCGUGGCGCGGAGCUGCGCCUGGUGCCCCAGGCAUUCCCAGUCGUCAGCCCCAAGGCGGCGGGCUUCCCCCGGGAUCCCAAGCCCCGGGCCAGGAGCCGGGGGCAGCCCCGAGAGCCCGCGCUCGGCCCCGCGGCACGGGCCCCGCCUCCCCCGAGCGCGCCGCCCAAAGGGAAGCCCUCUGAGCAGAAGCCCAGAGGGGGCAAGAGGAAGGCGGCCUGGGACCCAGAUGAGGAGCGACCACUGGGGACCGGGCCUGAUCCCGACGGGCUGGACGAGAACGCGAAGCUGACGGACACCUACUGUGCUGAGAAGUGGCACUCUCUCUGCAACUUCUUUGUCAAUUUCUGGAAUGGCUGA